GUUUCUAAACGUGUGGGUGAUUUAAAUGUUUAAUUGCACAAAAUAAUCGUGUUAUUCACACCUUAAUGAAUGAACCUUAUUGAAUUAUAUGUUUGAUUAUGUCUGAGGACCAUUUCUUCUAUUGGUCCAAUUUUUUUCAGAUUUGUUUUCUAUAAGCAAUGUGUUUAAUAGUAAAAAAGUCACAUAAUUUGAAUUUUUUACUAAAGUAAUACCUCAAGCAUCAAGAAAAUGCGUGACAAAAUAGAUUUCAUGGAUAUCUUGCAACCCCGCAACACGUACUUUGGCAUUGUGAAAUUUAUGACCCGGCCCUGGAUUCCAAAAAAAACAAUGAACCUGGAACGAGAAUAUUUCCCACAGGAUAUAAAAAAUUUAGUCACUAAAUCCGCGUAUUUGGAUUCCUAUUUAGAUGCUGAAAGUGCAAGGAGCAAUAUAGUGAAGCAGCACUUAAAAAAAGAAGUAUUAAAAUAUAUUGAAGAAAUAGCCAUGGAUAAACGUAUGCAUGUUAUUCGCUGGAUGGGUGUCUUUUUUCUAAAUGUUUCCUUUAUGAUGAAAACUGGCAUUUUUGUAAAUGAAACUGCUGUUUUAGAGCUUAAAAAGACAAUGGGUGACAAUCCAGUAUUAUUUCUGCCAACGCACAGAAGCUAUGCAGACUUCUGUUUAAUGACAUACCUGUGUUAUCAUUAUGAUAUUGAGUUACCAGCUGUUGCCGCUGGUAUGGAUUUCUACACAAUGGCGGUCGUAGGUCAAAUGAUGCGUGAGACAGGGGCUUUCUAUAUGCGUAGGACACUUGCAGGGGCGCCCUUAUACUCAGCCACAUUGCGGCAGUAUGUCCGCACACUUGUGGCACACUAUGGAGCCCCUGUUGAAUUCUUCCUGGAAGGCACGAGGAGUAGGAGCAAUAAAAGCUUACCACCGAAGUAUGGAAUGCUAGCCAUGUCAUUAGUCCCAUAUUUUGCCCGUGAAGUGGAUGACGUCACGAUUGUGCCUGUCAACAUAAGUUAUGAUCGUAUAGUGGAGCAGGCCCUCUUCGCGUAUGAACAUCUCGGUGUACCCAAACCUAAGGAGACGACUGGGGGUCUUAUCAAAGCAUUACACACUCUCAACGACCACUUUGGUAACAUAUACAUAAAUUUGGGUACUCCAAUGUCUCUUAAAAGCUUCCUGGGGCACUCCACCCUUACAUCCGAGACCCUCAAACCACGAGACCUUCAAAAACUGACAGAUGACCAGAUGAGGCAUGUCCAGAGAGUCGCCGAUCACGUGGUAACAUUGCAGCAAGACAACGCGGUGGUUACGAUCACGAAUCUGCUCUGUAUAGUUCUUAUGGAUAGUCUGUACAAAGGCAGGGUUUUGGGGCAGAAUGAGGUGGAGUCACAAAUCUCUUGGUUGAUAGAAGUAUUACAAAACCUGGGCGCUUCAGUUUUUGCAAGAGAUAUCAAAGGGAACAUGGAGAGAGUUUUGAUUGUACAUAGAACUAUGGUGAAGUUGGAUCGCGAGAAGAGAUUGAGAUUGGUGUCCAGUGCCCUGAUGAAUGUGACGGCUGAUGUGCAAAAGAAGAUGAAAGGUCACAUCUUAAAAGCAGAGACGAUGGUCAAUGCAGUCCCGUUGAUUAAGCUUCAGAUCUACAUAAACCCAGUAUUACAUUACAUAGUACCACCUGCACUUAUUCAUCUUAUUGUUAGCAGACAUAAUAUACUGAAAGAUGAAUUGUAUUCGACUUAUAUUGAAAUUAGAAGACUGCUGAGACAUGAAUUUUUCCAUAUAGAAGAGAAUGAACAGAUGACAUUGGACAAAGCGCUAGAGUACUGCAUACAAAACAAAUUGGUUUUAGUGAAUAAUAACUUGUUCUGUGACGGGUUGGGCGAUCAAUCGAACGACAAGUUGCGCUACAUGUUGCAAUGGGCUUUAUUGCCAGCGCUUACAACGCUUCUUUGUUGUAUGGACGUUAUGAACGAGUGUAAAGAAUGUGAACACAAGCGUGCUCUAAAGAAGAUACAAGAAAGGCUAGAACAGAAGAGAAGUCAUCCAUACUGUUUGAGUCUAGAAGCAGCAGGUAACUGCUUGCAGGGACUUGUACACAGUGGCGUCUUGGUCAAGCAUAAAAUGCAACAAGAAAUUGUAUACGAAGCUGUACCAGAAGCCAUUGAAAACUGCCAACGCCUUGUUAGUUCUAUCUUACCAAAGUUGACCGUAGAUUUUUAUAGCAACCCAGUUAUUAUACAUCAAACGCAACGAGCGCGUUUAUAAAAAGGCCAUAGACGAUAUUAAUAACAACAGAUUAUGUUGAGUCAGUGUGUCAAAUAAGAUCUGUGGUUAAGGUUUUUGACAGCUUGUUAGUAUUUGGGACAUAAUGUUUUUGAACUGUCCGUUUUUUAGGUAUUAUUAGUUAUUACUUAAAAAUAGUGAUUUCAUUUCAGUAUUGACACGCAAUUCCAUAUAAAAAAAGUCCUUCGAUUAUUUCGAUAUUCGAUAAGGCUCAUUUCUCAGAGGAAAGAUUGUUAAUCAGUACCACCGCUGGUUCACAACGUUUUGUACGGUACAAUCACGAAAGCCCAAUGCUUGGUCAUACAUUUUUGUAGUUAAUAGCAAGGUUCUUAUAUAACUAUAUGAUUUUAAGCAUGA
This is a messenger RNA of Pieris brassicae (large cabbage white), 2622 nucleotides long. It is a transcript of the gene Dhap-at, whose product is annotated as dihydroxyacetone phosphate acyltransferase. The record is from RefSeq and is a predicted model, not a curated record. The transcript is spliced from 11 exons. Gene Ontology annotation, cellular component: peroxisomal membrane; mitochondrial membrane. Gene Ontology annotation, molecular function: glycerone-phosphate O-acyltransferase activity. Gene Ontology annotation, biological process: ether lipid biosynthetic process. The coding region runs from base 229 to 2247 and encodes 672 amino acids. NCBI's taxonomy places the organism in Eukaryota, Metazoa, Arthropoda, Insecta, Lepidoptera, Pieridae.